AUGCGGUGGCCAAUAUCACUAUACCAUGGAGACUCAAUCCUGCGUGAGCGUUCCUGUGGAGGAUGGAAUGAACGUCUAUCCAUCGUCGCAAUGGAUGGAUCAAAUUCAAGUAUCGAUCGCAAAUUGUCUCAAUGUUAAGAAUAAUAGCAUCAAUGUGUUUGUCAGACGACUUGGCGGUGGAUACGGAGCGAAAAUGAUACGCAACGUGCAAAUCUCAUGUGCUUGCGCGCUGGUAUGUCACAAACUGAAUCGUCCAGCGCGAUUCGUUAUGACGAUAGAGGACAAUAUGCAGUCUAUAGGGAAAAGAUAUUUUACGCGCCAAGAAUAUGAAAUCGGAGCGGAUAAUGACGGAGUUAUCCAGUAUCUCAACUCGAAACAUUGGGACAACUGCGGUUUCAGUUUCAACGAGCAACAAUCUGUGGUUUCGUGCAUGCAAGA
Molecule: messenger RNA, 438 nt
Organism: Wasmannia auropunctata (little fire ant)
Lineage: Eukaryota; Metazoa; Arthropoda; Insecta; Hymenoptera; Formicidae
Product: putative aldehyde oxidase-like protein
Exons: 2
Molecular function (GO): iron ion binding; oxidoreductase activity
Source: RefSeq, a predicted model, not a curated record